GACACAGACACAGAGGAGCUCCAACUCGAAAAUCUCCACCAACUUUGCCACCGCAGUCGUCCUGGCAGACUUGUGUCGCCAAUCCAGGUCUGACUGCCGGCCGGCCCUGCCCUACUGACUCUAAACAUACAAGAGUUAUCAUGCAAUUAUAAUGCAAUACUUUGCACGCACACAUCGCUUAAAAGGCACGCACGAUGCACUCCUACGCGCGUUUUUCGCGCUCGUUUUUCAAUGUGGGAAAUGCGCAGCUUCCAUAGGAAUUUCAUGCAUCCAUGCGCACAUGCAUUAACUGCACGGCGGGAAAGCAAGCUGGUUCGUGUCGGUUGCUUGCUUGUUUCUCCUACAUUAGCACGCCCCGCGAGGUUCUUGGUCGCCUUCAGAGCAACUAACGAUAUAUUGUUGUGUCAUAAAGCAGCGACUUGGCUCGACUCUCGGACAGACCCGGCACGCGCAUGGCAAGCGCGCAGCAGCCUGGCGCGUGCCUCGCGGCGCCCCCUCCAAUUCGCCAGCAUCACUUUUGCGUUGAUGAUAAUCAAAUACUUUUGCAAGUUGUCCGCGUUCAAAGGUCGCGCCAGCAGUCCAGCGCGGCCCACUCUUCCACACCGAGUGGCCACUCCUACUGGCCGCUGGUCGACCCGACAGCAUAUUCAACAUACAUAGGUCACGAAGUAAAUUGAGACAGUUCCGCUGCGGAUUGCCGAUGGCCGCGUUCAGCCUGUCAAUUGCACUGCUUGCACUCGCGGCGACUCGCUCGGUUGUCGCUUACCCGGAACUAAUUGAGGAAUACCCAUCGUGUAGUGCUCACCCAGAGCGUAACGAUGUUUUCCCUCACCACUGGUUCGUGGUUCCGGACCCGACCGGCACUGCAUGGACGGCCUACUUAGACGGCGAGCUGCUGGAUGGGCGCCUGUGCCCUGGCCACACGCACUCUGUCCUGGUGAGCUACCAGGACAGGACCGGCGGCCCCGACAAGCGGCGUGCGCUGCUGACGUCAUCAAUCGGCCAGCUGCGUGCUGUGGGCGGCGUGGAGACGGCGCCGGGCGUGUUCAAAGACCCCAGCUGUGAGAACCGGCUGUACCUGGCGCCGCAUAGCAGCUCCGUGCCUGGGUACAUUGAGCUGGACGCGGCGCUGCCGACCUCUUACAGCGUGACGCUGACGCUGCCGUGCUCGGCCUCGGGCGCUACCGUGGAGCUCAAGUCGUCCUCGGCCACACACGAGUGCCUCACCAACUGCGGCUAUUCCAACCUGAUGGUGGGCACAUGGACUGUGCCCGUGGAUCCCGAGUGUGCAGCGCCCGCCUGCCGUCCGCCCGAGUCACCGCCGCCGCCUCCCUCCCCCGCGCCGCCACCCUCGCCCCCGCCCUCCCCCCGCCCGCCCUCUCCACCACCCCCAAGCCCUGAGCCGCCCAUCGACCUCAGUGCCCCACGGCGCCCACCCUCUCCUCCUCCGCCGCCCUCGCCUCCCAGCCCGGCUCCCGAGCUGCCGCCGUCGCCACCCGCCCCACCCCCCUCGCCUCCGGCACCUCGGCCCCCGCGGCCCUCGCCGCCGCCCCGCCCGCCGCCCUCUGGUGCCCUGCAGGGCGACGGCAUUUUCGUGGACCCGCCCUUUCCCCCCGGUGCCCCGCAGCCGCCUGCACCGCCAGCCAGUUGCGAGCCCUCAUCGCUGUCCUACGCCUGCUCCAAGAUGCUGGGGCAGGUGCGGCUGCACUGGACGAUUGGCGGCGCCGCACCGCCAGCCAACGACUGCACCGGACCCGCACCGCGCGCCCUCAGCAGCGCGGGGGAGGCGCUGGUGCACUUUGGGGUGGAGGGGCCGGGCGUGUCCGGGUACGUGUCGCUGGGCUUCCCCGAGAACCCCGACCUCAUGUACGAUGCCGACAUGGUGCUGGGGUGGGUGUCGGCUGACGGGCGGGGUGUGGUGGAGACAUACCACGUCACCAGCUACGAGAUGAGCGCCACUGACGUGGUGUCGCAAGACUGGGCGCUGGGGUCUGGUGUGGUGGAGAAGCGCGGCGCGGACGGCUCUCCCACCACCAUCAUGUGCUUCAGCCGCCGCGUAGCGGAGCCCCUUGCGCGCAGCUCGCCCCUACUGGACAUGAAUGACGGCACCAUCAAGUACAGCUGGGCUGUGAGCCCGGAGGACGCUCUGGUGGAGCACCCGCCCAACGGCUACGGCGCAGGUCUGGUCAACCUGCGAUCUGGGACGAGCUCCGCCAUCACCGUCAAGGACAACUCCAAGAUCAUUAUCGCGCACGGGGUGCUCAUGGCCGUGGCGUGGGUGCUGCUGCUGCCCCUGGGAGCCAUGGCGCCGGCACACAGGUGGCUAUUCCGCGGGCGCAUGUGGGGCAGCAAGGCCGCCUGGUUCUGGGUCCACUUCGUCGGCCAGCUGGGCGGCUUCGGCAUCUUCUGCGCCGGCUUCAUCCUGGCCAUGGUGGCGUUCGACCGGCCGCAGGGCGGCACGCUGACGUCCUCGCACGCCAUCAUGGGCUACGUGGUGGCAGGCAUGGCGGGGCUGCAGAUGGUCGUGGCCUUCAUGCGACCCGACCCCGGCACCAAGCUGCGCGUGAUGCUGUGGAACCCACUGCACAUGAACCUGGGCCGAGCCACCACGCUGCUGGCGUGGGCCACGUGCCUUGUCGGCGCCGCCGUACAUUCCGAGAGCAUUUGCAAGGCGCCCAUCGUCCCCUGGGUCGCAACGCUGGGCAGCGCGAUGGGUCUGAUCCUGCUGGCGGACUGGGCGCUUCGGGAUGCGCGGUCCCGCAAGGCGGACAAGGAGCUCCAGGAUAUGAAGUCGAGGCGGUAUCCGACGGACGCGGUGCCUGUGAAUGUGGCCGUGGCAGCGGAUGUGGUUGCGAAGGAGAAGGCGGCGCCGGUCCGGCCAAUUGUGGACCCUGGCAAUCCGGUGGUGACGGUGUUGGCAGGUGACUCGGAUUCCGGGAUUGGGCCGCGUGCGGGUGUGAAGGGCGCGCUGCCGACCACCCCAAGCAGCGGCUCGGGCUCAGCCGUGGCUGACAGCGAUGUGCAGAUUGUUGUGCAGACGCAACGAACGGGCUAAUGACUUUGUCGGCACACGUAUGGUGCUUUCCAAGCUUGUUCUAGGCCUCUAGGGUCUAAAUUCUUGUACCGGGUGACAGCUGCCUAGCACACCAUAGGACGUGGGCCCGGGCCGCUACCGGUAUCACGGAACCUGGGCUGUGGCAUGCAUGCAUGGCCGGAGGUGGCGCUGGUGCCACCCUGUGUAGCACUCACGGCUGUAGCCGCUGUGAUCAUAAGUAUCUAGCGUAGCCUUUGGGAUCUCCUAAACAGACAUUAGCCAGCUUAGCGCACACCAUAUGAGCACCGAGUGGGGCGACGCACACGAUGCCUGCUACGGUGCUACGGAGGCUUGCGUGCACCCAGGCGUACGUAGGUGUGAGCGUUGCGAUUGUUUCCGUUUUCCAAGAUGCAACGGAGCUCCAAGUACGGCUUGCAACCAACGUAGCAACUUAUGUGAUUGCAUUGAAUGUGGUCUAUGAUAUGUGUAUGUGUGUGGGGGGGGGGGGAUGUGCUUCCUGGUUUGAAGCAGGUGCUGCAUGCAAAUGAACAAUAUGUUGCCAUUUGGCCCCUUGAGGUGGGCAGCAUCUGAUUGGGCCUGGAUUCAAGUGAGCUGCUGGCAUAACAGUGCUUUUGCUACUUUCUUCGAUUUCGAGGUGUGGGUUGCAGGGGCGCGGUGACACUGCUAAAAUGACGGAAAACAUGGUGCAUUGCAAGGAGGCGGGCGGAAGAAGGGGAUUGAACAUUGGGUCAAAGGCUGCAUCGCAGUCGCUCCAACCGUAUGUGCUUGCGACAGCCACACUGAUUCGCUAUGACAGAAGGCCUAGCUUGCUCCUUUUUACUACUGAACUGGCUCUGCGGCAAGUAUUUGUAAACUGUGUGAGCUUGGCAGCUUGCCCACCGCGCAUGCGCUGCCUCCGCCAUAGCUGGGGUGUCACGUGUGUAUGAUCACGCCAUAAGCCAUAGGAG
Messenger RNA from Chlamydomonas reinhardtii, 4002 nucleotides. RefSeq lists its product as uncharacterized. The transcript is spliced from 10 exons. The coding region runs from base 701 to 3055 and encodes 784 amino acids. The record is from RefSeq and is a predicted model, not a curated record. Lineage: Eukaryota; Viridiplantae; Chlorophyta; Chlorophyceae; Chlamydomonadales; Chlamydomonadaceae.